AUGGGGAAGUACGUGGAGCUGCUGGACAUGGGGGUGCGUAUCGCCGCGCGGUUCCACUCCCACUGCCCGCAGACGGCCCGGAUGUACUAUCACCCUCCCGCCUCCGCCUCGGCCGCCCCCGGCGCCGGCCACGGCGGCGGGAUGGUGCCCGGAGAAGGAGGCGCCGUGGCCAUGGCCAUGAUGAAGAGGCAGCGGCGGGCCGUCAUCGACGCCACGGAGAUUAUUCUCUACACCGUCGUCUAG
Messenger RNA from Triticum turgidum subsp. durum (durum wheat), 243 nucleotides. NCBI's taxonomy places the organism in Eukaryota, Viridiplantae, Streptophyta, Magnoliopsida, Poales, Poaceae. The record is from the annotation of a GenBank genome assembly.